Micropterus salmoides (largemouth bass) is the source of this 2646-nucleotide messenger RNA. It is a transcript of the gene adra2b, whose product is annotated as adrenoceptor alpha 2B. Gene Ontology annotation, cellular component: membrane. Gene Ontology annotation, biological process: adenylate cyclase-activating adrenergic receptor signaling pathway. NCBI's taxonomy places the organism in Eukaryota, Metazoa, Chordata, Actinopteri, Centrarchiformes, Centrarchidae. Gene Ontology annotation, molecular function: G protein-coupled receptor activity. Bases 852 to 2435 code for a protein of 527 amino acids. The record is from RefSeq and is a predicted model, not a curated record. The transcript has 2 exons.
CUCAUUAGAUUGCGUCGUAAUGUCCUGCUCACAAGUGAAGAUGCAGCUGCGCCUCUGUGAGGAAGCCUGUGAUGUGCGCCAGCGGAGCGGCUGAAUCACGGCAUCCCGGUGAACUUCUGAGGAGACAGUAGAACCAAGAAACAAGUCCUGAGACGCACAGAAGCCGAAGAAACAGCGCGUUUUUACUGCAUAUCUGGCUUCUGGGCUGGAGAGCUUGAGGUGAACUUUGCGUUUUCUCUUGUUCGAUUGACCGGGAACGCUGUCAUCAGUCAGGCUAUCCUGCGCGGGGAUACACCAGGACCCUUUCGUUAGUAAAUCACUGUAAAUAUUCACUUUAUUACACUACAUCUACAUCAUCCUGUGUUGGCUAUUCAGAUGAGACUGUCAGUUAUACGCGCGUCUCCAAACGAGGACGCACGGAGAGCGCACAAGUGUCGAGAUUAUUUACUUUAAUCUGCUCUCAGCGUCGCCUCGCUGUUGACGACCCUAAAUUAGAUUAUUAUACAUGGAAUCUUCCCAUCUCCAAGACAGUAAUUAAUCAAAUGAGGAAAAAAGGAUCGAACUUGGUGCUCUAAAGAAGUUGUGGCUGUUCCGGCUUUAUUGUAACUCUGCCAAGGUUGAUGCGCAGCAGACAGUGUCACAAAAAAUACUUUUGUUUUUUGUGUAAGAAAGUGGCAUGUCUUUUUAAUUGAAAAGCACUGAUCCGUGUCUUGACGCAUUGCCCAGGACUGUUUUUUGUGCUUAAAAUGGACUUGAAAGAUCUGCCGUGGAGAAUGCAAGGGAGCUAACAUUUGGAAACAACACAGAGACAAAAAGAGAGCAACUGAGACUACUGGAAAGCUAAUCCCAGCAUGGCCUCAGUUCUGGACAGCGGCUGCUCCAUGGAGCUGAACAGCUGGAACAGCAGUGUGAGCAGCUCUGGAGCCUCCAUCCCCUGCAACCAGAGCAUCCUGCAGCUCGCCCCUUACUCCCCUGAAGCCACAGCAGCCUUCGCCACUGCCAUAACCUUGAUGGUUGUCUUCACCAUCGUGGGGAACAUCAUGGUCAUCAUCGCUGUCCUGACCAGCCGGUCCCUCCGAGGUCCACAGAAUCUGUUCUUAGUAUCACUGGCUGCUGCAGACAUUUUAGUGGCCACACUCAUCAUCCCCUUCUCUCUGGCCAAUGAGCUGCUUGGCUACUGGUACUUCAAGGCUACUUGGUGUGAGAUCUACUUGGCACUGGAUGUGCUGUUCUGCACCUCCUCCAUUGUGCACCUAUGCGCCAUCUCUCUUGACCGCUACCUGUCAAUUUCCAGGGUUACUUACGGGCGUCAGCGGACUCCCAAACGCAUCAAAGCCGCUAUUGUGGUGGUGUGGCUCAUCUCUGCGGUCAUCUCCUUCCCUCCCCUGCUCUCACUGAACAAAAGCGAGGCAGGGGACCUGGGGACUGAGAGAGGACCUCAAUGCCAGCUAAAUGAUGAGCGCUGGUACAUCCUUUACUCCACCAUCGGCUCCUUCUUUGCUCCGUGUCUCAUCAUGAUCCUAGUCUACAUAAGAAUUUACCAAAUUGCCAAACAGAGAACACGUUGCCCACCAGGAGAGCCCAGGAAAGAUGGGGUCGGCUGUGCAACACCGAGUCAGCCUUCUAGACAUGCACAAGCCAACGGGAAGGAUGAUGAAGAAAGCACACCACCUUCAUCGAACAAAACCUCCAGUGCCAGACCCCCCACCCUUGCCAUCACCCCUUCUCCUUCCCUAGGAGAGUCUCAAACCUCCCAGAAUCCCACCUCCAAUAAUCUCCUGCAACCUCCAUGCCCUUCUCCAGCUAUUACCCCUGUCACUACCUCCCUUGAUAACUCUCCCCACGGCCCCUCAACCACCUCCUCUGUGCCUCAGUCUUCCCCUGCCAAGACUAAAAAGAAGGGGAAGAAAGGCAAGUUUCAGGGAGGGAAAAAAGCUGACAAUAACAAUGGCGACAGCUCAAGCACAGAGAGCGACAUGGAGCACAGCCAUGGAGGAGGCCGAGGCAGCACCAGCAUGCCAGGGUCACCUGCAGGAGGGGGGAUCCACUCCCCGGCCUCAGUCAAGCGCUAUCGGGACAUGAUCGCCACUUCAAAGGGCGCUCGGCUGGUGCCAGGGAGAAAGUCUAAAACAGAGAGCAACCCUGGAGCAGCAAGGCGCAAAGCAAUGGUAAACCGAGAGAAACGUUUCACCUUUGUUCUGGCAGUGGUCAUCGGCGUCUUUGUGGUGUGCUGGUUCCCGUUCUUCUUCUCCUACUCUCUACAGGCAGUGUGCCCGGAGACAUGUGCCAUCCCAGAUCCACUCUUUACAUUUUUCUUCUGGAUCGGUUACUGUAACUCCUCACUCAACCCAGUCAUAUACACCAUCUUCAACAAAGACUUCAGAAAGGCCUUCAAAAAGAUUCUGUGCAGAAGCACCAAGGGCACUUUCUUUUAAUCCAGUGCAUGGGACAUGGACACAAAAAAAUGCCAUUUCUGAGGGCACAGAGAAAAAAUAAUUUUUUAGAACACUCAAAGGGCUGUUUUAAAAAAAUAUGUUGAACUGUGGAAAUUCCAGCAUAAAAUUCAGAACUGAAAGCCACUGUUUUACAGCCACAGUGUGUGCAAACAGGAAUCAUGGACUGUGAAAUCCUACUUUGCAGCUGAUA